Messenger RNA from Ostreococcus tauri, 4260 nucleotides. Its product is annotated as P-type ATPase, phosphorylation site. The coding region runs from base 1 to 4260 and encodes 1419 amino acids. The transcript has a single exon. Lineage: Eukaryota; Viridiplantae; Chlorophyta; Mamiellophyceae; Mamiellales; Bathycoccaceae. Gene Ontology annotation, cellular component: membrane. The record is from RefSeq and is a predicted model, not a curated record. Gene Ontology annotation, molecular function: protein binding; P-type transmembrane transporter activity; ATP hydrolysis activity.
AUGUCCCGGGCGGAGCGAUGCGUGAUCUCGGUCCCGCCCCACGUCUCGAGCGCGAGGACGCGGCGACGCCGGGCGACGCCGUUCGGACGCGUCGCCGUGCAUCACGUCCCGUUCAUCCUCUUGUACGUGGUGACGUUGAAAAGGUGUUACGAGACGAGUGGGAACCCCUACGCGGUGGCGCUGCGGCAUCACCUGGAUGCCGGGUACGAUCCCGCGGUGUUGGACGCGGUUGGGGUGACGAAGAACGACGUUGGGGGGAAGACGCGAGACGAGUGGGGCGGGGCGAGUAAAGACGCGAAGGAAAACGAGUGGGAUCUCGGUGCGCGCGAAGACGAAGCGAACGAUGAAGAGAGGGAGAGUGAGGCGGAGGAGGUGAAGUAUGAGGUACCACCGACGCUUCCGGCGAAGUGGUUGCCGGAUUUCCCGGACGUCUUGGCGUUCGCCGCCGUGGCGUUCGCGCACGCGCUGUUGCUCUUGGCGCAACACUGGAGCGUUCGCGCUCGAUGCUUCGUGCAGUACGGAAGGUCGAGUCGCGUCACGGAGGGGACAUUUCUGUUGAUCACGCCGCAUCAGCAUCAGGGUAAGCCGGAGAUCGUUCCGGUCUCGCGCCUGCGGGUGUUCGAGCAGGAUGGAAGCUUGCGAACCAUGCUGUGGUGCGUGUUCCAGCGCCAGCGAUACGAGUACGUCGAGGUCGAGUGGGACGAGCGACGUGGGAAGGGUCGCGGCGAGCUUCGAGAGAUCGAAACUCCUAAGAGUCUCCCGCUCUCGUCCUACGUUAAGGCAAAGGGACUCACCGCGGAUGAGGUGCACCACGCACACGAGCGUUUCGGAAAUAAUGCCCUCAAGGUGAAUGUGCCGACGUUUUGGGAGCUGUACAAGGAGCAGCUCACGAGUCCAGUCACUGUAUUCCAGAUCUUUACCGUUCUUCUCUGGCUUAUGGACGAGUACUGGAAGUACGCACUGUUCAGCGCGUUGAGCCUGGCAAUUUUUGAAGGCACGACAGCCUUCUCGCGUCAAAAGAACGUCGCCACUCUGCGAGGUAUGGGUCAGCAGGCGGAAAGAAUCAUGGUACGACGCAGCGGCGUUUGGGAAGAGCGCUCUACCGAGGAGCUGUACCCAGGAGACGUCAUCUCUCUCAAGCGUAGAGGCGGCGAUGAAAUCACUGUCCCAUGCGACUGCGUGCUCCUCUCUGGAUCUGCAGUCGUUAACGAGGCGAGCUUAACAGGAGAGAGCGUUCCGCAAAUGAAAGAGUGCAUCAAUCCGGAGGUGUCCAAGGACCAACCUCUCGAUAUGAAUGGCGUCCACAAGGUGCACGUCCUCUACAGCGGCACGAGUUUGAUGCAGCACUCAGCGAAGACGGACAGCGAGUCUGUGAGCGUCACGAUCAAGACGCCGGAUGGUGGAUGCCUUUGCUACGUUGUGCAGACGGGAUUCUCGUCCACUCAAGGUAAGCUGAUGCGCAUGAUGGAAUUCAGCAGCGAGCAAGUCACGGGCGACGCCAAGGAGACGCUCAUUCUUUUGUUCAUCCUCCUCGUGUUUGCCUUGGCGGCGAGUUACAACGUCUAUGUGCAAGGUGUGAAGGAUGGCAAGCGAAGCCAAUAUGAGCUCGUCCUGCGCUGCAUCAUGAUCAUCACGAGCGUUGUGCCCCCUGAUCUUCCGAUGCAAACUGCUUUGGCCGUGAACACGGCUCUCAUCUCGCUGGUUAAGUCCCAAGUUUAUUGCACGGAACCCUUCCGAGUUCCCGUGGCUGGUAAAGUAGAUUCCUGCUUGUUCGACAAGACGGGGACCAUCACGAGCGAUCGUCUCGUGGCCGAGGGGAUUCUUUGUGAUUUGAAGAAGGGAGCCGAGCUCAAAAAGCCGGUUGAGGCGUCGCAAACCGCUUCCAUUGUCAUCGGUGGUUGCCAUGCUCUUCUUCAGAUUGAUGGAAAGAUGUUUGGCGACCCUCUCGAAAAGGCCGCUCUGCUGGGUAUCAAGUGGAAGUACGAUCCUGCGACUCACACCGCAACACCGAAGAUUGAUGAUAAUAUCACGAGAUCGUGGGGCGGCGAGGAUACGACAUCGGUGAAAAUUUUGGUGCGCAACCACUUUGCGUCGGCUUUGCAGCGCAUGAGCAUCAUCGCUGACGUCAAAAGUCUUUCGAUCUCGGGUCGAUGGUCUCUGGUGAAAGGAUCGCCCGAAAUGAUCAAAACUCUCCUGAAGAGCGUCCCGGAAGGAUAUGACGCGGCGUAUCGCAGCUUGGCGGAAGAAGGCAUGAGAGUCAUUGCCCUGGCGCACAGAGAGUUGAGUGAAGACGAAAGCGCUCGAGUCGGUUCGCAAAACUCACCGUUGACGCGCGAUGAGGCGGAAUCCAACCUAGUUUUCGAUGGUUUCUUCGCGUUUGCGUGCAGGGUACGAGCGGAUUCCGCAGAAGUCAUCCACGCCCUGAAGGCAGCCUCGAACAAUGUGAUGAUGGCGACUGGUGACGCCACUCUCACCGCGCUGCACGUCGGGAAUGAAGUCGGUAUCGCCCGUGGCGGCCUCGAUGGGGCUCUCAUCCUGGCCCGCGGCGAAUCUGAUAAGUUGGAAUGGCAGUCUGCGCGCGUAAACGCCAAGGGUCACCCGGAGAAGACGUUCCCGUAUGAGAGUUCAUCCAUUCCUGAACUCGCUGAGAAGUACAGCUUGUGCGUGACUGGAAAAAGCCUUAACGCCGCCGCAGUGGCGCCAGGAGCUUUGUGGGAGAACCUGGAUCAGAUUAGUAUCUAUGCUCGUAUGUCCCCUGACGAUAAGGAACGGGUUCUGAAGAGCUUAAAGACGCAAGGGAAGCACACGCUGAUGUGCGGUGACGGAGCGAAUGACGUCGGCGCAUUGAAGCAGGCGCAUGUCGGUGUUGCCCUCUUGAGCGGUUUCGGUAGCGCGAACACGACGAAGGUCGAAGGUGCUGAGACGAUGGUGACGACGACCGAAACCUUUGCUGAGAAGAUGGCUCGCGUAAAGGAGCAAGCUGAGAAGAUGAAGAAGGAGAAGGAAAUUGAGAAACAGGCGCAGAUGAAGGACAGGGCGGAGUUGCAGGUGCUUCAGACCCAGUGGUACGAGGAAGAACUCGCAGCUCGCACGGCGGCCGGCGAAUCCUGGGCUCAAUUUAACGCCAUGAAGUCGGCGACGCAGCGCUUGGUCGCUGAGGCGAAGCGCAGACAGGCUGCUAGACAGAAGGUUGCGGGCACCGGGCAGUCACUCCAGCAAGUCUGGCAAGAAUUGGAAGAGACUGAUGGUGAAGUACCAAAGGUCAAGCUCGGCGACGCUUCCAUGGCUGCGCCGUUCACGAGCCGCGCACCGAGUAUUAAGGCGACGGCGGACAUCGUUCGUCAAGGUCGGUGCACGCUCGUGUCGGCCAUCCAAAUGCAGCAAGUCUUGAUGCUGAGUUGCCUCAUCUCGGCAUACUCGCUCUCUGUGUUGUACUUGGACGGGAUUCGCAACAGCGAGAACCAACUCAUGGCGUCCGGUACGGCGCUCACUGUGGCCGGUCUCGCGUUUUCGUACGCCACUCCGGUGCACACGUUGAGCUCUGUCCGUCCCCUUAGAUCGAUCUUCCACCCAGCCAACUUCCUCUCCCUUGUUGGCCAGCUCAUCAUCCACAUCGGCGCAAUGGUCUACGCAGUCCACCUGGUCAAGUCUACCACGGGCGAAGAGACUUCUUUCCCGACCCUGGAAAAGGUCGCGGUUGUGAGUGAGGCAGUCAAGAAGGCGGCAAAUGAAACGCAGCGAAGUUUCUGGGAGCAGGGUCCUCCGUUUGAGCCGUGCCUUUUGAACACCGUCGUCUUCCUCGUCGACACCGUCCAACGAGUGUGCGUCAUGCUCGUGAACUACAAGGGACGUCCCUUCAUGCUCGGCGCCCUCGAGAAUAAGUCUCUCAUCACCUCCAUGCUCUCCAUGGUCAUCGGUUCCUUCGUGUGCGCGUUUGAAGUCGUGCCUUGGUUGAACAACAAGUUGCAGCUUGUUUCAAUGCCGGACAACGUGUUCAGAUACAAGGUUCUCGGCAUCCUCGCCGGUUCAGUCGUUGGUACCAUUGGAUGGGAUUCGCUCAUGUCGUUCAUCUUCGCCAGACACAUUCUCGUCGCUUCAUACCGCGAUACUAUAACCGCGUUACCCAGUUUUCAAGACAUGAUUCCGUUCAUUCGCCGCGGCGUUGCCAUCUCAAUCUUGUUGGUUGCAUACGUCUGGAGCGAAGGAAAUGUGUUCAUCGCGGUGUUCGGGAUCCAGGCGUACAGACGUGGUUACAUUUGA